Molecule: messenger RNA, 1152 nt
Organism: Entrophospora sp. SA101
Lineage: Eukaryota; Fungi; Glomeromycota; Glomeromycetes; Entrophosporales; Entrophosporaceae
Source: the annotation of a GenBank genome assembly
AGAUACAUAUCUUCAAAAUCAAUUGAAGAAACUUACAUUAAAUUAUCUCCAAUUGAACAUGUGCUUAAGAGACCUGAUACUUAUGUUGGUUCGGUUGAAACUGUGACCGAAAAACAAUGGAUUUAUAAUGCCGAAAAAGAUAAGCUUGAAUAUAAGGAAAUAAAUUAUGUACCAGCUUUUCUUAAGAUUUUUGAUGAAAUACUUGUUAAUGCUGCUGACAAUAAGAUGCGAGACCCCUCAAUGAAUCAAAUAAGCGUUAAUAUUGAUAAAGAUGAUGGUCAAAUUUCUGUAUACAAUAAUGGUAAAGGCAUUCCGAUCGAAAUCCAUAAGGAAUUAAAUGUCUAUGUACCUGAGAUGUUGUUUGGUCAACUUAUGACAUCAUCAAAUUAUAAUGAUGAUGAAAAGAAAUUUACUGGUGGAAGAAAUGGUCUUGGUGCGAAAUCUGCAAAUAUAUUCAGCACUAAAUUUACCGUUGAAACUAUUGACAUGGCCAAGAAAAAACAAUAUGUUCAGUCUUUUUAUGAAAAUAUGACAAAAACUGAUGAACCAAAAAUCACUGCUUACGACAAAAAAGAAGAAUACACCAAGAUAUCAUUUAAUCCAGAUUUUGAAAAAUUAGGAAUGUCAAAGUUGACCAAUGACACAAUUGCUUUAUUAAAUAAACGUGUAUAUGAUAUAGCAGGAACAGUAAAAAAUGUCAAGGUUUUUCUUAACGACAAACAAAUCCAAACAAAAAAUUUCAAAGAAUAUGUACAAAUGUACUUGAAAUCAAUUAAUGUAACUGAUGGCGAACCAUCAAAAACUGAUGUAGUCCAUCAACAAUUUGGAGAUCAUUGGGAAGUUAGCAUUGCGCCCAGUAUUGAAGGCCAAUUUCAACAAGUAAGUGGCACUCACGUUAAUCAUGUUAUUGAUCAAAUAGUUACAAAACUUAUUGAAUGCAUCGAAAAGAAAAAUAAGGAUCUUAAAGUUAAACAUUUUCAGAUUAAAAAUCAUAUUUGGGUGUUUGUUAAUUGUUUAAUUGAAAAUCCUGCUUUUGACUCUCAAACUAAAGAAAUUAUGACAUUGAAACAUCACUCCUUUAGACCAAAAUGCAGAAUAGAUGAUAAUUUUAUUAAAAAAGGUAUACAAACAUAUCUUAGAUUAUAUUGUUAG